AUGUUGUCACCCUCGAGUCACGCCCUUGCCAGACAAGCCCCUCCAGUAAGGCCAUCCCGGUCUCUCGAGGGUCUGGAGCAAGUCAUUCCUCCCAGACCCCCUCUUUCACCUAUUCGUCCACUCCUACACUUGGAUAAACCGCUCCCGCAGCUCCCGUCCAAACCGCUGCCAGAUACCCCAUCCCUGACAGGCUCCACGCCGUGGAGCGACGACAGCAGCACCGUCAACAGCUUCGAAGAAGACGACUACGAAGACGACGAGGGACAUCGCCGCCAAUCCAGCGUGUCAACGGAGAGCUAUCCUGUAUUUGUCCGCUCCGGCUCGGAUGAUUUGGCCGACUUUGUCGAUCAUCCUGCCGUUUCCACUUUCCAUCGCGUGGAGCCCGACGAAAAGCGAAUAACCUCGUCGUCCUGGGCCAUCCACACCCUCCUUGCCGAGAACCGUUACAACAGACCACCGCAUUGGGCCUCCAGCAGAGUUGGGCCGAAUCACUACUUUCGUGAGAAGAAAUGGGAUUUCUUUCCCGAGCUGGCAACGCCGCCGUCGACACUUCACCAGAAUGCGCCCCACCUGCCCCCCAAACCACGGAAGAAGGAUAGCGGGCGAUUGAACAACUUAGUGCCCGCCGCCUUUGAUUUCUCCUCCAAGCAUCGGGGCCGAUGGUCCCCCCCCGAUAAGGGCAGCCUGCACGAUGUCCGCAACUCGAUACGUUCCUAUGUCCAGCGACGAAUCUCUCGCCAUUCCGUCGAGAAGGAAAAAUCUAAACGGAAACUUCGCCCAGCCACCGCUCCGUCGGAGUGCACCCGCAAAUAUACUCCUCCUCAACGGACUGCCCCGUCGACUAGUGACCGCUCCGACUCCGGGAGAUCCACCGCCCCGCAGGCCCCCCCUCUGCUAGAAGUCGGUGAGAAGACGCUACAGAUCAUCUCUGUCCCCUCAACAGCCUCUUCGAGCGCAGGAGAAUCCGAGAAGCAACCGAACCCCAUCAUCCCCUUUAACCGCACAAAGCAGCUCGCCGUUCCCAUUACCCCGUACCAGAAGUACGGGGCUGCCAUCUGGGAUAAAUCCGGCAAGGAGAAACGCAUCAGUUACCGCCAGACACAUAAGGUGCGAUUCCCAAAAUAUCGCAAACCAGCCAAAAAUGGGUUUGUGUCUUCGGCGACACCGCCUCUGAGCCAUCCUGCCCGGUCUCAGUUGCAACAGAGUACACGCGACUGCGUCCGGGCCUUCCAGGAUGGAACUAGUCAAGUACUAGUUGCCAUUGAAGGGGCGAGGAAGAAGAUGAUCGGGUCCAAAAUUGACAGGAGACGUACACAGUUAAAGUCGCAAAUCCGCUUAAUUGGGCCCGUCAACCCAUAUACUACCUACGGAGCUGAUCCGUGGCAGAAGCAGCAGAAGCAGCAGCAGCAGCAGAAGCAGCAGCAGCAGCAGAAGCAGCAGCAGCAGCAGCUUGGGAUGUAUCAUCCGGCUAUGUGCGCAUUCCCGGUUGGUUUCCCCGCCAUUUUGGCCGUUUCUCCGCAUGCAACCACCAACGUCACCUGCUCCUGUUCCUGGCCGGCCCUCGACGGUAACAAGUGA
This is a messenger RNA of Aspergillus ochraceoroseus IBT 24754, 1578 nucleotides long. RefSeq lists its product as uncharacterized. The record is from RefSeq and is a predicted model, not a curated record. Bases 1 to 1578 code for a protein of 525 amino acids. NCBI's taxonomy places the organism in Eukaryota, Fungi, Ascomycota, Eurotiomycetes, Eurotiales, Aspergillaceae. The transcript has 2 exons.